AUUUUUUGGAUAUUACUAAUGUUCCUAGAAGAUUGUGAUGGGAAUUACAGAUAUUAUAGUCCAUAUAUGUAUUCUUACAAUAACUAUAGUUCCAGUGGCGGAUUAAUUGGUGGAAUCAUGACAAGCAUUGGGUUUUCUAUCAUUAUACUUUUUACCAUCAUAUGCUGCUGCUGUAAAGGAAGUAAAGCAAAUACUAACACUCGUAGUGUGAUGUACUUGCAUUCAGGAAACCAACAGAGGAUAGUAACAUCAAAUAGAAAUGUCGGAAUUCACUACCCAGCACAUCCCGAUACAGCAAAUUCUGCUGCCGGAGUUUAUUCCCCUGCACAACUUUCUUCAUACUAUGGACAAUAUAACACUGCUUUUCAAUAUGGAAUUGAACUGCCAGAUCAGAAAUUUGAUACUGCUCCUCUUCCACCAUCAUAUGAAUCAGUGGUUGAUCAAAAUAGAGUGAUGCCCCCUCCUUAUCCAACGCAGGAAGAAAAUGCGUCAAACAUGACAGAUCCCCCACCAUAUAAAGCAUAACGUGAAUUUUAAAUUUUUCAUUAGUUAUCCCUGUCUGAGACAUACUUAUACUAUUAUUUAUGCAUUAAUUACAUUGUACAUGUAUUUGGUUUUGUACGUAUUAUGAUAUUUUUCUAUUUGAAUCCAUUCAGUAUGUAUACAUUUUUUAUUUAUCUUUGAUUAGGAACAU
Messenger RNA from Saccostrea echinata, 694 nucleotides. RefSeq lists its product as uncharacterized. NCBI's taxonomy places the organism in Eukaryota, Metazoa, Mollusca, Bivalvia, Ostreida, Ostreidae. The transcript has 4 exons. The record is from RefSeq and is a predicted model, not a curated record. Bases 19 to 525 code for a protein of 168 amino acids.